AUGAUGCGUCAAUCCAUCACAGGCCUGGCGAGGGCUUUCCUCGCCCGCCCGGCUACCCAGCCGGUGCGCGUCGUCAUUCAAUCGACAUCACAAAGGACGUUCUCCUCCCUCCCCUCGCUGCGUCCGUCCAUCACACCUCUCACAUCCGCCUUCCGCCGGCCGAAUGCCACGCCGUUCACGCCCUCGACCGUCGAUGGUGCCAUUGCCGACUUGGUCCCCACGAGCGCCAUCACCGAGCACCCUGCCCUGGGCGCCAUGCAACUCCGCUGCGGUCCUCGCAACACCAUGAACCGCAACACCCGCCUGAUCCAGAAGCGCAGACACGGCUUCGUUUCCCGCAUGAAGACCAAGGACGGACGCAAGAUUGUGGCACGGAGGCGCCAGAAGGGCCGCACGAAGCUCGGCGUUUGAAUGUAACGUGGGAGGAUAGAGCUACGGAGCACCGUGGAAAUGACCAGACGACAUUGCUGCGGAUGAGGAGAGAAUGGCACGAUUACCCCAGACAGAGUUCUCAGGGAUGGCGUGGCCAAGGUUGGGCGUGGCCUAAGCCGGAUUGAAGAAAGAUUCCAACAUUAGAGCCUCCGCGAGAGGUAGUGUUCAAUAUGUAUCAAUAUGAAGCCAAUGUACAACAACUCAACCAGUAGGUUUCAGGGAAUUCGUUGGAUUUUGCGGGAAUCGCUUGCCGUUGCAAGCAUCCAACAUUCAUUCUCAUGCAAGUGUCUAGGUCGAGACAGUGGUUCUCUAUGCCGAGAGUGAAGAGAUUAUGUUCCUGGCGACGCCCUCAAUUGCAUGCUCUCGGGCACGGCGAAGGUGU
This is a messenger RNA of Colletotrichum scovillei, 814 nucleotides long. RefSeq names its product ribosomal protein L34. NCBI's taxonomy places the organism in Eukaryota, Fungi, Ascomycota, Sordariomycetes, Glomerellales, Glomerellaceae. Gene Ontology annotation, cellular component: ribosome. The transcript has 2 exons. Gene Ontology annotation, molecular function: structural constituent of ribosome. Gene Ontology annotation, biological process: translation. The record is from RefSeq and is a predicted model, not a curated record. The coding region runs from base 1 to 411 and encodes 136 amino acids.